AUGGAUCAGGAGGAUGCUGGGAUGGAUCAGGUGGAUGCUGGGAUGGAACAGGGGAUGCUGGGAUGGAACAGGGGAUGCUGGGAUGGAACAGGGGAUGCUGGGAUGGAACAGGGGAUGCUGGGAUGGAACAGGGGAUGCUGGGAUGGAACAGGGGAUGCUGGGAUGGAACAGGGGAUGCUGGGAUGGAACAGGGGAUGCUGGGAUGGAACAGCUGGAUGCUGGGAUGGAACAGGUGGAUGCUGGGAUGGAACAGCUGGAUGCUGGGAUGGAACAGGUGGAUGCUGGGAUGGAACAGGUGGAUGCUGGGAUGGAACAGGGGAUGCUGGGAUGGAACAGCUGGAUGCUGGGAUGGAACAGGUGGAUGCUGGGAUGGAACAGGUGGAUGCUGGGAUGGAACAGGUGGAUGCUGGAAUGAAACAGGUGGAUGCUGGGAUGGAACAGGUGGAUGCUGGGAUGGAACAGGUGGAUGCUGGGAUGGAACAGGUGGAUGCUGGGAUGGAACAUAGGGAUGCUAGGAUGGAACAGGAAUAG
Procambarus clarkii (red swamp crayfish) is the source of this 531-nucleotide messenger RNA. Lineage: Eukaryota; Metazoa; Arthropoda; Malacostraca; Decapoda; Cambaridae. The record is from RefSeq and is a predicted model, not a curated record.